GCAGCACCGGCCUCAUAAAAAGACUGGAAGGUAGCGACAAGGCAAACAGUUUGCUGGAGCGAAUGCGAUUUCUGCAAGGCUUUCUGAAGGAGAGCGCCCUUAUUGAUGCAGAAGACGAUCACAGUCCGCUUGCACUGUGAGACGACUGCAGACGGGCCUCCUCUGGGUUUUUAAACUGACAUGUGGCUGUCUAGAGCGACACAUCAACCAUAGAGAGACGACAAAAUGAUGGUGACAGCCCUACUCGCCAUUUGUGCCUGUCUGGUUUUUGGAGGCCUGGGGAAACCACAAUUCCCGGAGCAAGAGAAAGAUCCCAAAUUUUGGAACACAUGGGCCCAGCGGACCCUGAAGAACGCUCUGGAGCUACAGAAUCUGAACAGGAACAAAGCAAAGAACCUCAUCCUCUUCCUCGGAGAUGGAAUGGGCAUUCCCACGGUGACGGCAGCGCGGAUACUGAAGGGGCAGCUGAGAGGACAGAGUGGCGAGGAGACCCAAUUGGAGAUGGACAAGUUCCCUUUUGUGGCUCUGGCCAAGACAUAUAACACCAAUGCUCAGGUGGCAGACAGUGCGGGCACAGCCACAGCAUACCUCUGUGGGGUCAAGGCCAAUGAGGGCACAGUUGGCGUGAGUGCAGCCGCCAUCCGCUCCCAGUGUAACACCACUGAGGGCAACGAAGUCACCUCAAUUCUCAAAUGGGCCAAAGAUUCAGGCAAGUCUGUGGGAAUCGUUACAACAACCCGGGUCAACCAUGCCACACCCAGCGCUGCCUAUGCUCAUUGUGUCGACCGAGAUUGGUUCUCCGACAACGAGAUGCCAGCCGAAGCUCUGCAGGCAGGCUGCAAGGACAUCGCCCAGCAGCUCUUUGAAAACAUCCCCAACAUCGAUGUGGUUAUGGGUGGAGGGAGGAAGUACAUGUUCCCCAAAAACAUGUUGGACAUAGAGUAUCCUGAGGUGCCAAAACACAAUGGCACACGGAAAGACGGUAGAAACCUGGUGCAGGAGUGGGUGGACAAAAUGAAAGAUAAGAAAGGCUAUUAUGUAUGGAACAAGAGGGAACUCUUAUCACUAAAUCCUAAUAACGUGGAUUACUUAUUGGGUCUCUUUGAACCUGGGGAUCUGCCAUAUGACCUGGAGAGAAACACUGAGACGGACCCUUCCCUGACAGAAAUGGUGGAGGUUGCCAUCAGGAUUCUGAAAAAAAAUCCCAGUGGAUUCUACCUGCUGGUGGAAGGUGGGCGUAUUGACCAUGGGCACCAUGAGGGCAAAGCCAAGCAGGCCCUGCAUGAAGCUGUGGAAAUGGACCGCGCCAUUGGACGGGCAGACCUCCUGACAAGUAUCCACGAGACUCUCACUGUAGUUACAGCCGACCACUCCCAUGUGUUCAACUUCGGAGGCUACACUCCCAGAGGAAACACUAUAUUUGGGCUGGCUCCCAUGUUAAGUGAUGUAGAUCAGAAACCCUUCACAUCUAUCUCAUAUGGUAACGGACCAGGUUUUAAAGUAGUAAAUGGAGCACGGGAGAAUGUCUCUACUGUAGACUAUCAGGAAAACAACUACCAGGCCCAGGCCGCAGUGCCGCUACGCAUGGAAACCCAUGGUGGCGAGGACGUGGCUGUGUUUGCAAAAGGUCCCAUGGCUCACUUGCUUCAUGGGGUCCAUGAGCAGAACUAUAUUCCCCAUGUGAUGGCAUAUGCAGCCUGCAUUGGCCAGAACAGAGACCACUGUGUUUUAAAGAGCAACACUAGGAGAUUAAGCCCUGCUCUGCUUUACAUUGUAGCUCUACUCAUGCUCACCCGACUUCUGUGCUGACAACACCCCCCCCACCACGAUAACCCUCCCACAUCCCCUCCUCCCCUCACCCUUAACACCUGUUCACUCUCCUCCUUUAACCAUUUGUACACAUUUUGGCUUCUGUUUUUGUGUUAUUUAACCCGUUUCAAAUUUUAUUUUUAUCUAGGAAAUGUUGGACAUGGGUUCACUGUAAGUGUCAACAGAGUCAAGUGAAAGGAUGUUUUAUAACAUUUUGUCCUUUUAGAUGUACCCGCUGCAAUUUGUUGAAUUGUCAUUAUGAAACGGCGUCGCCCAUGACACAUGUAAAGUCAAUGUAAUUUGAUGUUGUAUGGAUAAAUGACUUUGGUGAGUCAGUUAUUCUAGUUAUGGUUUGCCUUUUUUUUUUCAAAUAAGUCUUUUUUUAAAGGUUAAAAAAGACCACUCUUAUAGAUUUCUGUGGAAAGCCUAUAGUUGUUUUAUGUAAUGUAAACCCUGUAGGGCUUUGAUAAAUGUAGUUUUGGCUUGACAAAUGUUUGACAAAUUUUGCCCUUUCGUCAUAUGUUAAUUAUUCAUCUAAGUAAAUCUACCUCAUAAGCUUUCAUCUGAUAUCUCGUACAAUCAUGAUUUGUUUACAAAUCCAAAAUUUUGAUUUCAAGAACUAAGUUGGGAAUGUAUAAAAAGGAAAAAAACAAAACAAAACAUGGCAUGUUUCUCCUGGCAUACAGUAUGUACAUAUUCACAAUGUACCCAAUGAGGGAAAAGAAACCCAACCUACAAUCAUGGUGCAAAAACAGAUGCUUUAAAAUCCUUUAAACAAUAAAGGGGAGUGCGUUGGUUUUCCUAUU
Lampris incognitus (smalleye Pacific opah) is the source of this 2615-nucleotide messenger RNA. RefSeq names its product alkaline phosphatase, biomineralization associated (gene alpl). Gene Ontology annotation, molecular function: alkaline phosphatase activity. The record is from RefSeq and is a predicted model, not a curated record. The transcript has 12 exons. Lineage: Eukaryota; Metazoa; Chordata; Actinopteri; Lampriformes; Lampridae. The coding region runs from base 226 to 1809 and encodes 527 amino acids. Gene Ontology annotation, biological process: dephosphorylation. Gene Ontology annotation, cellular component: plasma membrane.